UGUAAGCACUUAUUGAUUUGGAUGGUACAGACCACUUUCCUUUUUCCAACCGGCUUUGGGUAUUCGACAAAAAUGAAUAUUUUCCUAAUAUUUACGCUAAUUUUGUUGUUAAAUACAUCUACUGUAAGUUCUGACGGUGUAUUAGGCUGUGGAGGGUUUGUCAAGUCAGAUGUUGACAUCAACUUUUCCUUGGUUGAGGUGAAGUUGUACACUCCACACUGGAGCAUUAAAUAUCAGACUGAUUGUGCACCAAACACUGGUUACUACCUUAUUCCCUUAUAUGAUAAAGGUGACUUCAUCCUUAAAGUAGAACCACCUAAAGGAUGGACAUUCGAACCUGAGAGUGUAGAGUUACAAGUUGAUGGAGAAAAGGACAAAUGCAGUAUUGGAGAAGAUAUCAACUUUGUAUUUACUGGAUUUUCUCUCAAUGGCAAGGUGAUCAGUAGAAGACAGGUGUCAGGUCCAGCUGAUGUGAAGGUUAACCUAUACAAGUCAGGAUCUAAAGAUGUUCUACAGACGGUUACCACAUCUGAUGAUGGCAGUUACCAGUUCAAGAGAAUCAUGCCUGGAAAAUACGACAUAAAAGCCACUCAAGAUCAAUUUAAGUUUGAAAAGUCUGAAGUAAGUGUAGAAGUAACAUCUGACAAUGCUGAUGCAGGUAGUAGCUUGAUUAUUGCUGGAUAUGCAGUUACAGGUAAAGUAUUUAGUGAAGGGGAACCUAUAAAGGGAGUGAAUUUCCUCCUGUAUUCAUCGACAGUUAAUAAAAACGAUGUGUUAGAGUGUGACAAGUCAGCUGUGGCAGGGAUCGGGAAAGUUGACAAGUUAGACCCACUGUGUCAUGUGAGCUCGGACACCACGGGAAAAUUUACAUUUCCCUGUCUGGCUACUGGGGAAUAUUUUCUGGUGCCAUUUUACAAGGGCGAACAUAUUACAUUUGAUGUUAAACCAGAGAAACUUCCAUUCCAAGUAACCCACGGACCGUUAAACCUUGAGACUGUAUUUCAAGUUGCAGGCUUUUCUGUAAGUGGACGUGUUCUAGAUUCUGAAAAGGGAUCCGGGAUCAGUAAGGCAGAGAUAUUAUUGAAUGGCAGACCAGUAACAACCAGUGGAGUGGAUGGCGUGUAUCAUCUGGAGAAUAUGAAGACAAACACAUAUAAAUUACAGGUCAAAGCUGACAAUAUUUUCUUCGAUGAACAGGAGAUUAAGAUUACCCCAAACACUCCACAGUUACCUCCCAUUGUCCCUUCAAGUUUCAACAUCUGUGGUAGAGUAACUAUAAGCAAGUUUCCAGACAGUCUGUCGCAGCAGGUCACUAAAAGGAAGUUGAUCAUCUUCCCAGAAGGCAAAGGGUCUGCAGCGGUAUCCAAGGAAACUGAUGAUGAGGGAAAGUUCUGUACGCCUGUUAAACCUGGCAAAUACAUUGUUAGAGUCCAUCUAUCUGAUACUGAAACUAAAGCUGGUUUGACAAUAGCCCCAGUUGAACAGUUGGUCACGGUGACAAGUAAACCAGUAUUGGACGUCCUGUUUUCUCAGUUCCGUGCCCAGGUAUCAGGUACUGUAAAAUGUAUGGAGAAAUGUGGACCAAUGGAAGUUUCCCUCGAUGCUGUAGGAAGAUCAGAUAAACAGAUCUCUCAGACCCUUACAUCACAGAAUACAGCCACCUUUAUCUUUGAGAAUGUUCUACCUGGAAAAUACAAAGCAACUAUAAUGAGGGAUAGUUUAUGUUGGAAAGAGAAGACUGUAGACUUUGAAGUGGGCAACUCUAAUGUAGAGAAUCUACAGUUUCUACAGACAGGAUAUAUACUGAAGUGUACCAUAUCUCAUCCUAUAACAUUGCAUUUUGCCCAGGAAAAGAAGGAAGGCAGUGUGGGAUCAUUUGAGCUAAACAAAGGCAAGAACCGGUUUUGUCUGGCUCAACCAGGUAUUUACAAGCUCACACCAGACUCGUGCCACAAGUUUGAGAAGGAAAUUUAUACCUAUGACACCUCAAAUCCGGAGACACUCACCCUCACAGCAGUAUCACACCUUGUACACGGUGUUGUAAAAACUGAGCUACCAGUCCAGGAUCUGAUGGUGACAAUUGUGUCAGGACUGGACCAGUCUACCACAAACCUGGGACCGCUCAAAGUUGACAGUGCACCUGGUGGUAAUGGUUCUAAACAGGAAGUGAAAGGACCACAAGUUUAUAAAUUCUCCCACUGGACUAGAUCAGGGGAGAAACUUGCUGUAACAGUGAAAAGCUCAGAGAUGUUGUACACACCACCCUCCAUGGAAGUUAACAUUGUUGGAGAUUCCUGUCCAGGAGAAAUGAUAAAAUUCAGUGGCGAACGAGGUUUGUUUAUAAUAGGUCACGUUGAGCCGGCGCUAGCUGAUGUCACGAUCACUGUUUACGAUAGUGAGGAGAAAGUCGACCCUGUCACAACACUGACCGGUAGUAAUGGAGGCUUCAAAAUUGGUCCCCUUCACAAGGGUUUUGAUUACCAGGUAAGGGCCGAGAAAGAUGGAUAUGUACUGGAGAAAGAUGAGGAAGAAAUGGCCGUAUUUAAGGCUAGAAAACUCAGUAGAGUUGACGUCAAGAUAAUUGAUGAAGCAGAUCAGCCACUAUCGGAAGUGUUACUUUCGUUAAGUGGAGGUAAACAAUACAGGAGUAAUAAUCUUACACAUGAAGAUGGAACUAUGGUGUUUAUGAAUCUCAGUCCUGGUCAAUAUUUUCUACGUCCUAUGAUGAAGGAGUACAAGUUUGAGCCCGUGUCACAAAUGCUCGAAGUCCUUGAAGGUACCACUGUCGAGGUCAGCAUUAGAGGUGUCAGGACAGCCUACAGUUGUUACGGUCAGGUUACAUCAUUAAACGGGGAACCAGAGCCAGGUGUAUUUGUGGAAGCGCUAGGUAUUGAUGAUUGUUCUAUGUAUCAGGAAGAGAGUAAAACAGAAGCCAAUGGUAACUACAGGAUACGAGGUCUACAGCCAAAAUGCAAGUAUGAGAUAAGACUGAAAAUUGGAGACAUGAACAAACAUAUUGAACGGGCGGCACCAAAGUCUAGAAUUGUCUUGGUUGAAAAGACGGACUUUGUUGGUGUGAACAUUAUUGCAUUCAGACGUAUGAAUCAGAUGGACAUCAGUGGAAAUGUUGUAACAGAACCUGAAUUCUUACCUUCUCUUAAAGUAAGACUGUACAAGGAGGAUAAUCCAGGUGUACCAAUGUUCACUGCUCCACUAGGUGUGGUCAGUUUCUUCUAUCUACCAUCUCUUCAAAUGGACGAUUCGGUAUAUACUGUGCGUCUAGAAACCUCGCUGUCCAAGAAUACUCAUGACUUUGUACAGCCAGAGAUAGAAAUUAGGGCCAACCUAUCAUACAAGCAUAUUACAUUUAGAUUUGAACCAAAGAGGAAGUCGGUAGAACAAGAGUUGAGUCAGAGUUCUGUACUUGUGUUACCUCUCACCAUCCUUAUAGCAGUUGCUGUCUACCAUUAUCAAAAGCUUUUACCAUUUGGUCAGCAGUUGUUGAGCCAGGCACAGGCAUUUGUACAGAAACGUCAAGCUGCGGUCAAUGUUCACCAGCAACAACAACAACAACCCACCCAAUACUCUCCCAUACAAGAUUUUGACUUACAAGACUCGCCUGUACUUAGAAAGAAAAAUAAACCCAGGAAAACUUGAUAGUAAUGUUCAAUGUCUAGGUUUAUUCAAUUCAGUUAACAAAAUAAUGUGUACAGUAGUGCAAUUUGAUAUUGUGAGCAUAUGACAUAAUUAUAUGUUUGAUUGAAAAUCAAGAAAAUUUUAUGGUAGUUUAGUUUUCCUAAACUGCAGAAACAUUCCAAUAAUUAGGCCUCAGUUUAACAAGCAAAGUCAUAGAACAAAUCAGGAUUAGCUAUUUUGCUGACAGAAAUUGUAUGAUCUUACGUUAUGUACAAAUUUUACAUUAAUUAUGCGUCAGUAUUUUGAUAGCAGUCUGUUCAAGUAUUAAAGGACAUUUUCAAAUUCAGAAGAGGUUUUCAGGAAUACAAAUUUAGCAAGGUAUCUAUGGAAACAAAAAUCAUUAUUUAAGUAUUACUUUAAAACAAACAUUUUGAUUUAUUCUGUAGUUAUGGGAAUUGAUUCUAUCACAGCCUAAAUAGAAACACAGGUUUUUAUUUACUUACUGCCGUUGUACUGCCAUUAUAAUGAUUUUAUUGUCCAUCUUUACCACUUGAUCUUUGAAUGUAUUGUAUAUGAAUAACCUCAUUUGUUAACCCAGCAUCUUUACCCAUUGUUUAUCUCAGAAGUUUCUUGUAUCAAGAUUAUUAUUUAUCCAUUUUAUUUACAUAUGUCUAGAUAGUGUGACUGAUUUUAUAAUACUUGUAAAUGUAAUUUGUAUUUUUUUGGUGGCGCAUAAUCAUGUACAUGUAGUUGCCAAUUUGUGCUUUUGCUCCACCUUCUGUCACACUUGAUUAUCAUUUCUCAGAUCACCUUCAAUUUUUGACUGAUACAUUACCUUUUUGUAUUUGGUGUGUUGGUACAUGGACAUUUUCAGGUCAGUUUUUGUCAAGGUCAUCUAGGCUAAAAAUAGACUUCCAUUAAAAGGUCAUCUUUUUGGUUUUGUCAAAAUAAUUUUGGGAACCAUACAUUAGUGUAAGAAAUAUUCUUGUUUCAGUGUGAAAGUAUUGAGUACAUGUAUACAAUUUGUUAUUUGUAUUUCAAUCAUCAGUGUACAAAUGAGCCGUGUCAUGACAAAACCAACAUAGUGCGUUUGCGACGAGCAUGGAUCCAGACCAGCCUGCGCAUCGACCAGCCUGCGCAUCCGCGCAGUCUGAUCAGGAUCCAUGCUAUUCGCUUACUAACUCUAUUACAAGUAGAGAAACUGACAGCGAACAACAUGGAUCCUGAUCAGACUGCGCGAACGCGCAGGCUGGUCUGGAUCCAUGCUGGUCGCAAACCCAUUAUGUUGGUUUUGUCGUGACGCGGCUCAAAUAAGGUUUUUAGUGGAUUUUUUGCAUUUCACAUUGGUAUGUAUGAUUAUUUCACAGUGACAGAGUUAAGUGAUUGGUUUAAUUUUCCUGUGCAAAAGUAAAUUAUAUGUAUUUUAUUGUAUUGAUGUGUG
Ruditapes philippinarum (Manila clam) is the source of this 5077-nucleotide messenger RNA. Its product is annotated as BOS complex subunit NOMO2-like. Lineage: Eukaryota; Metazoa; Mollusca; Bivalvia; Venerida; Veneridae. The transcript has 29 exons. The coding region runs from base 22 to 3657 and encodes 1211 amino acids. The record is from RefSeq and is a predicted model, not a curated record. Gene Ontology annotation, molecular function: carbohydrate binding. Gene Ontology annotation, cellular component: endoplasmic reticulum membrane.